AUGGCGGAUCUGAAGACUGAUACUUUGCGCACCUACGCUUACAUUCUUCUCUACAUUGCUCUCUCCAGCGGGCAAAUCUUCUUCAACAAGUGGGUUUUGUCCUCUAAGGAAAUUAACUUCCCUUAUCCCUUGGGAUUGACUCUACUUCACAUGGUCUUCUCCUCUGUUCUGUGUUUUGCGUUAACCAAGAUUUUGAAGGUUAUGAAGGUCGAUGAGGGAAUGACUCCAGAAAUAUAUGCUACUUCUGUAGUGCCAAUUGGGGCCAUGUUUGCAAUGACUCUUUGGCUGGGAAAUACUGCCUACCUGUACAUUUCUGUAGCUUUUGCACAAAUGCUGAAGGCAAUUAUGCCUGUAGCUGUUUUUGUGCUUGGAGUAGCUGUAGGACUUGAAGUAAUGAGCUGCAGAAUGCUUUCAAUCAUGUCAGUGAUUAGUUUUGGUGUCCUAGUAGCUUCUUAUGGAGAGAUAAAUAUAAACUGGGUUGGAGUUGUUUACCAAAUGGGAGGUGUUGUUGGUGAAGCUCUGAGACUUAUCUUCAUGGAGAUUUUUGUUAAAAGGAAAGGUCUUAAGUUGAAUCCUUUAUCUGUGAUGUAUUAUGUUAGUCCUUGCAGGCAAGUUGCACUUUGUUUAUUCCUUCCAUGGAUAUUUCUGGAGAAACCAAAGAUGGAUGAACAUGGACCAUGGAACUUCCCACCUAUUUUGAUCAUCCUCAACUGCCUUUGUACUUUUGCUCUGAACUUAUCAGUUUUCCUUGUGAUUACGCAUACAAGUGCUUUAACCAUUCGUGUUGCUGGAGUUGUCAAGGAUUGGGUGGUUGUCUUACUGUCUGCUAUUCUGUUUGCUGAUACAAAGUUAACACUUAUCAAUUUGUUUGGUUAUGCUAUUGCCAUUGCUGGGGUAGCAGCAUAUAAUAAUUACAAGUUGAAAAACGAAGCCUCUCGAGACACCUCAAAUGCUUCCGACCCUGAAUCUUCCCAAAAUCAGGAGUCUCAGCCUUUAACAAGUAGAUAG
Messenger RNA from Sphenostylis stenocarpa, 1008 nucleotides. NCBI's taxonomy places the organism in Eukaryota, Viridiplantae, Streptophyta, Magnoliopsida, Fabales, Fabaceae. The record is from the annotation of a GenBank genome assembly.